AUGUUCUCCUCUGAAGUCCAUCAGGUUAUCACCGUUGAUAGACUGACAUCUUGUAAGGCUCCGGUCAGACUCCGGUCAGAAUCCGGUCAGGCUCCGGUCAGAAUCCGGUCAGACUCCGGUCAGGCUCCGGUCAGACUCCGGUCAGGGUCCGGUCAGAAUCCGGUCAGACUCCGGUCAGGGUCCGGUCAGACUCCGGUCAGGGUCCGGUCAGAAUCCGGUCAGACUCCGGUCAGGGUCCGGUCAGAAUCCGGUCAGGCUCCGGUCAGAAUCCGGUCAGACUCCGGUCAGGCUCCGGUCAGACUCCGGUCAGGGUCCGGUCAGAAUCCGGUCAGACUCCGGUCAGGGUCCGGUCAGACUCCGGUCAGACUCCGGUCAGAAUCCGGUCAGGCUCCGGUCAGAAUCCGGUCAGGGUCCGGUCAGGGUCCGGUCAGACUCCGGUCAGAAUCCGGUCAGGCUCCGGUCAGACUCCGGUCAGAAUCCGGUCAGGCUCAGGUCAGAAUCCGGUCAGAAUCUGGUCAGAAUCUGGUCAGAAUCCGGUCAGGCUCCGGUCAGAAUCCGGUCAGGCUCCGGUCAGACUCCGGUCAGAAUCCGGUCAGGCUCCGGUCAGAAUCCGGUCAGAAUCCGGUCAGAAUCUGGUCAGAAUCCGGUCAGAAUCCGGUCAGGCUCCGGUCAGGCUCCGGUCAGACUCCGGUCAGAAUCCGGUCAGGCUCCGGUCAGAAUCCGGUCAGAAUCCGGUCAGAAUCCGGUAAGGCUCCGGUCAGAAUCCGGUCAGAAUCCGGUCAGAAUCUGGUCAGAAUCCGGUCAGAAUCCGGUCAGAAUCCGGUCAGACUCCGGUCAGGGUCCGGUCAGACUCCGGUCAGACUCCGGUCAGACUCCGGUCAGAAUCCGGUCAGGCUCCGGUCAGGCUCCGGUCAGAAUCCGGUCAGGCUCCGGUCAGAAUCCGGUCAGGCUCCGGUCAGAAUCCGGUCAGAAUCUGGUCAGAAUCCGGUCAGGCUCCGGUCAGAAUCCGGUCAGAAUCCGGUCAGAAUCCGGUCAGAAUCUGGUCAGAAUCCGGUCAGGCUCCGGUCAGAAUCCGGUCAGAAUCCGGUCAGAAUCUGGUCAGAAUCCGGUCAGGCUCCGGUCAGAAUCCGGUCAGGCUCCGGUCAGAAUCCGGAGGAAUAA
Rana temporaria (common frog) is the source of this 1161-nucleotide messenger RNA. RefSeq names its product hornerin-like. Lineage: Eukaryota; Metazoa; Chordata; Amphibia; Anura; Ranidae. The transcript has a single exon. The coding region runs from base 1 to 1161 and encodes 386 amino acids. The record is from RefSeq and is a predicted model, not a curated record.